AUGCUUUUUCCUAAUUAUCCUUCUGGUCCGAGGACAAUCUCAGCAUCGUUUCAGAAAAACUCUGGAAGUCCUGGAGGAAGUGGAGGUCCUAGUAUUCCUGGAAAUUCUAGCAGACCCAGCAGUAAUCCCAUGUAUAGUGGAGGUCCUCGGAAUCCUAGAAAUUCCCGAAGACCCAAACAGCAAUCUGUAAGCACUGUAAGUCCUGUAAGUCCUGGAAAUCCUAGAAGACCCGGCAGGGAACCUAUGAGUGCUGGCAGCCCUAGGAAUCCUGGAAAUUUUGGAAGACUCUGCAAGGAACCUGUAAGUACUGGAGGUUCCAGAAGUCCUGGAAAUCCUGGUAGAUCUGGCAGGGAACCUGUGUGUACUGGAAGCCCAAGGAAUCCUGGAAAUCCUAGAAGACCCAGGAAAGAACCUGUAAGUACUGGAGGUUAUAGAAGUCCUGGAAAUCCUGGUAGGCCCAACAGUGAACCUGUGAGUACUGAAGACCCUAGGAAUCCUGGAAGACCUGGAAGGAACAUUGUGAGUACUGUAAAAGACAAUCAUUAUUUGCAUUGA
Molecule: messenger RNA, 555 nt
Organism: Rana temporaria (common frog)
Lineage: Eukaryota; Metazoa; Chordata; Amphibia; Anura; Ranidae
Product: acidic proline-rich protein PRP25-like
Exons: 1
Coding region: 1-555 (184 amino acids)
Source: RefSeq, a predicted model, not a curated record